GUUGAUAUAGAAGAAGAAGAAUCACGUGUCAUAAAUUGAUGUUUAAUCAGCUAAUAUAAAGUAAAUUCCCUGCUGCAAUGUUUUCGAUAUAAGAAAAAUAAAUAAUUAAUUUCUACAAAAUGGCUAAAAAGGAAACAAAACUGAAUGAAACCGAUGGAGCAACUCAAAAUAAGCCCAAAGCUAAAAAACGGAAGCAUGUAUCAAAAGACAACGAUGAGGAAGUGGCCAGCAAGAGCUUAAUUGUGGAAGCAGUGGGAGACACAGCUGGGGACAAAAAUAUUGUAAAAAAUUUAAAGCGAAAACAUAAAGAUAAAGGCACAGUUAAAGAAAAACGGUUAAAGCAUGGAGACGGGCAGGAUGACGAUGAAGUUAUCGACGCUGCUGAAGAGGAACGUCAAGAACCCACUUUGGAAGAAAUUCGUGAAAGUGAAAUGCCUGAAAACGUAAACGCAAUAAUAACUGUGCGACAAAAGAAAAAACAAAAGCACAAGCAGCGCAUUGAAACGUUGAAAGAUCAAACCGUAAACAAAGAGCGUUAUCGCAACGAAGAGUACCUGCGUAAGUGGAAAACCGCACGUACAGAAUGGAAAUUUGAAAAACUACGACAAAUUUCAAUACAGCAAACUGUAUUUGACGAAGAUAAAAUUGGUGCAGAGAUGUGGCCCAUCGCUCUCGAAUACUUGUCCGGAUCCAAGGGAGCAGCCAAAGCACAGAUAAUUAAAUUAGCAGAACAAUGCAUUGAGGAACUCGAUAAACAGUGCGCCGAGGAAAUUGAUGAAGAAGAGCAGAGAGCUGUAUAUGAUUCCUCAAAAUAUCAACGUGCGCGUGACCUGCUGCAGGCCUUCGACUAAGUUUAGAAUAAACAAAAUUAUUAAUUCCUAUGAAAUGGAAUGUAAAUAAUUUUAAAUAUUUUAAGCUUAUCAAAACAGCUUAUUAGAAACUUCGUUAUAAUUAUUUUUUUAAGUUUAUAUUUUUUAACUUAUAAAUCCUAAUUAAAACUAAUAAUGC
Ceratitis capitata (Mediterranean fruit fly) is the source of this 1008-nucleotide messenger RNA. RefSeq lists its product as uncharacterized. The record is from RefSeq and is a predicted model, not a curated record. Lineage: Eukaryota; Metazoa; Arthropoda; Insecta; Diptera; Tephritidae. The transcript is spliced from 2 exons. The coding region runs from base 120 to 851 and encodes 243 amino acids.